AUGCCUUUGCUGCGAUGCAUCUUUGAUGACAAUGAGCGUCUUCACCGUUGGACCUCAGGGUCUGUUCCAGAGUCUCAGACUGUGGAGGUCCAGCCUGGUGAAAACAUCACAUUGUCGUGUAUUAAUAAGGUUGGACAUACCACUGUAACAGAAUGGUUCAGAGUGACCAACAGAACCAAGGCCAGAUGUAUCUCCUAUAUGUUUGGCCAUGCUGGUACAGCUUCAUUCUGCGAUGGAUUUGGAAAGGAGAAAUAUGAGAUGAUGGUAAACCCCUCCAAGAUCUUUCUUCAUAUCAAGGAUUUGGAUUUCUCUGACUCGGGGCUGUACUUCUGUGGAUUUUAUUUGCGCACACAUGCAGUCAUUUCAGAGACGACAUACUUAAAUGUUCAAGAUGAGCCUGAUUGGAUAAAAAUCCUGAUUUUUGCCGUCCUGGGGGGUCUGAGCGGGGUCCUCGCCAUUGUAAUAAUUGCUCUGGCAGUUAAAAUCAGGAAACUGCAGACAGCUGUAAAUGAAGAGCUGCAGCAGGAGAGAAACAAGAACGGGCUGUCGGAUAACCUGACCUACGCAGCUGUCAAUUUCCAAGCAAAACCAAAAAGAAACCGAAGACCGGCAUCUGGAAGAGAAAUGGAACCAAAUGUUGUAUAUGCUGCCACCAGAUGAACUUAACUGGAACUGGUGCAUAUAUAACUGGUGAAUGUAUUAUGUAAUUAUAUAUUAUAUUAUAUAAUGUCCCAUAGUUGCAUUAUGUUUUCACCAAAAUCUUGUAUGAAUGAUGGGAGACUUGGACCACUGCUCUUCUUAAAGAUUCCCAAAGCGGUUCAAGUCUGGACUCUGUGGUGGUCGAUCCUUGUGUGAAAAUCAUGUCUCA
This is a messenger RNA of Sphaeramia orbicularis (orbiculate cardinalfish), 868 nucleotides long. RefSeq lists its product as uncharacterized. The transcript has 5 exons. Gene Ontology annotation, biological process: response to bacterium. The record is from RefSeq and is a predicted model, not a curated record. The coding region runs from base 1 to 660 and encodes 219 amino acids. Lineage: Eukaryota; Metazoa; Chordata; Actinopteri; Kurtiformes; Apogonidae.